Phacochoerus africanus (Common warthog) is the source of this 1274-nucleotide messenger RNA. RefSeq lists its product as uncharacterized. Lineage: Eukaryota; Metazoa; Chordata; Mammalia; Artiodactyla; Suidae. The record is from RefSeq and is a predicted model, not a curated record. The coding region runs from base 1 to 861 and encodes 286 amino acids. The transcript has 3 exons.
AUGGCAAAUAUAAAUAAAACACUUGGGGGCCGGGGUAGAAGUGAGCAGGAAGAAGCUAGCAAGUGUACAGCUCUGGGGAUGUUCUGGUGCGCACACAAACUCUAUAGGCAUGAUCUGGGACUCCGGAGCGUGGGUGAGCGCUACAACAGAGUGACAGCUGGGCACCUCUGGAGCAGCCGGGCAGGGGAUAUACCGCCUGGCCCCGCCCCGGCCGCUGCCGACCAAUCGCAGCGCGCUUGGCCGCGCGGCCGGCCCCGGGAACCACGGCGGGGAGGGGAGGAUGCUACACCCCGGCCUGCGGCGCAGCCAGCGAGGAGAACCUGCCGCUGCUUCCUUCCCCUCCGCCCUCCGAGCCCGGUCUGGGAGUCCGGCGGGGCAGGGGAGGAGGAAGUUGCGCCCCAGCUGGGACAGCAGCAGGUGGGAAGCUCCGCGGCCGGGCUUUUGCGGCUGCCUAAUUGCAGCCUGGCCUUUGGGCAAAGCUUCCUACCCCUUUCCGAGCCCCACACUUCCCGUUUUCUGUCCUCCGUGGCGGCUGUGCCGUGCGUGUAUCCCAAGGGGCUUGCGGGGUGCCUGUGUCCGGGCGAAACGCUGGCAGCGGUGGAGGCUUCCACCUCAGCCGGGGCGCCUCUUCCUCUCCCCUUCCCUCCCACCCUAGAGCCCCCACGUCCCUCACAACCCCCGCGGAACCAGCGGUGCGCGGAGGAGCCGCGAAUUCAAUGGGGAAAGGGACCGCGACCGGCGCGCAGAACCCAGCUGGAUUUAGACGCGCGCAAGUGUUGCAACUGCCUAACCGCUUGGCUCUUCCUUCUCCCGACUGUUGGUGAAAUUACUUACAAGCGCCUAGACUGCUCUGGAGGGUGAACGACUAGUUCCCUCUCUCAGUGUCCGCCCUCAGUUUCUUUUUCCACCAGCGCCCGGCACGCUCUGCUGAUCUAAAAUCAGAGCAAUUAAAGAGUAAUGAAUUCUCUGGAACGGCAACUCCUACAGGCACUCAGCUCUGCCCUCGCACCAGCGCCUCCCAGCCCUCAUUCCCAGCAACCAGGCAAGAGCAUGUAGACCCUUUCAAAAGCUAUGUCAACGUCAGUGUUAACCGGUCCGGAUCCUCGAACUUUACAGAUUAAACCGCGCGCGCGCGUGUGUGUGCGUGUGUGUGUAUGUGUGUGUAAAUUGGGGUGGUGCAUAAAUCUGAGUACUUUGGUGUCCUAGUGAAGCUUUGCUCUCAAAGGACACAGUAUAUUUAGGUGUCUCUUCCUUAACACUCAGUUUGAAAUCCC